UAGAAUUUUUUAGAAUUUUUUACGAUUUUUUUUCAUAUUUUUUUCCCCCAAAAAAACCUCAGCCGUUGGAUUAAUCCUCAGAAGCAGAUCGAAGGCGUUGGAGGCGACACGUGGCAGCGUACCGUUGGCGCUGGCGUCGCGUUGACGUCAGCGCGCGCUGGUUCAAAUUUUUUUACAGUUGGCGCGUAAAAAAAUUUGAAACGCGCUAGCUGACGUCAGCGUGACGCGAGUGCUGACGUCAGCAACCGCGUUUUGGACCUGGGGCUGGUUUCGCCUUCGGGCUGGCCCGAGUUGGUGGGUCCCACACCACCCCCGGGCCUAGGCGCAACGCUGGAACAAAUUUUUUUUUUUUUUCUACCCUCGCCUCGGGCUGGGCUGCAUUGGUGGAACAGCUCUAAAUAAACACCCGAGUUCGAUAUGAUCCGACCCAUUUCAGUUUCUGGACCAAAACGGGUCGUCGUAGUCUUUCUCAGUUCUUAACUUCUCACACAGAAGUCUGUAACAGGAAGAAGAGGAGCAAUGAGUGGAGAAGAAUUAGCGGGGCCCCCAGCGCCAAAGCUCCUUCGUCUGCUUUAUUUUGUCGGCGCUGGCUUUAUUUGCACUGUUGGAAUCAACAAAUGGCGUGAGCUUCAGCGCAAGUCCAUUUUACAACAGCGGCAGCAGCAGCAGCAACAGCUCCCUGAAAAUGCCGCAAAUGUCCUUGAGUGAUCUCCAGGGCGGUGAGAGUCAGUAGUUUUCUACUGUUAUGUCAUGGAUUUUGCAGCAUGCUCCCUUUCAACUAUCCUCGGAUGCUUAUGCAUAAUCAAUUGGAGGUUCUAACUUCUAACUUCACAUAAUGUAGCCAAAACCAUGAGGCAAUCACUUCACUGAGUUCUGCAACCUUCACUUAAUGCAGGUGAUAUGUAAUGCUAGUUUUCUUCAAAGUUUUCACUCAGUUUCUAAAUAAAUCUGUCCAAAUGAGUUUCGUGAUAACGGAGUUUGCAAAAAUUAAGGGAUGUCUACAACUGCUUUGAGAUAGUUCUGUCAAUAGUGAUUGUUUGAGUCUGACAGUCUGUUGGGUGCAUAUAGUUCUCUGUUGCAGCUAGAUAGCUGGAUGCAGUUUUUUAUUUGAAAGCCUUGAGGGACUUUUGGAGCUGAAGCUUUCAUGUUUGUUUUUGCCUUGAUACAUUCUUUUGUCGAACUAUAUCAACAAAGGUUAUUGAUUGGGCAGAAUCAUAUCUGAAUAUGUGGUCAGGAUUUAAGAUUUGACAUUUCAAACUAUUUUAAAGAACGUUUCAUAGCUUUUAGAUCAGCACAGGGAACAUCUCUUCAAACCAGAGAUUGGGUUCAGCCCUCAACAAAUUCUCUAGAAAACCUCCAACCAUAUAUAGGAAUACAACAGCGGGUGUGCAAAUAAUGUCUUUGACUUUGCCACGUGCAAGAGAUAAAUCGAGGUCAGACGAUUGCCAUGUUUGGAAAAACAAACAAUUGACCAGAGCAUGUGCGAGGCUGGGCAUCAGAAUGUUUUACAGUUUUGCCUGGUGGCUGGCUGCAUCAAUGAGACAAAACGCCGCAAAGGCAAGUGAACGAGUUCUUAUACAAAUCUUCCCAUGUUUUACAAGCUUCCUGUCAAUCAUUUUGAAGAUGGAUUGACACAGAAAUCUUUGUUCCCUUUAACAUUCUCACUACCCUUUGUCACUGAAAAUGUUAAAGGGAACAAAGAUUCCUGUGUCAAUCCCUCUUCAAUUAAGGAAAAUACUUGCCUAAUUCCCUAGAAGUAAAAACUCCUACUUUCCUGUCAAUCAUAUUUUGAUAUGUGUGUAAAGAUGUUUUGUGUUUUUGAUGAGUUAUUUUUGUGUAAGUGUCAAACUGUGAUCUGUAAAAAACAGGAAUGUCUUCUUCUAGAGAUGGAGCGA
Molecule: messenger RNA, 1895 nt
Organism: Prunus persica (peach)
Lineage: Eukaryota; Viridiplantae; Streptophyta; Magnoliopsida; Rosales; Rosaceae
Exons: 3
Coding region: 520-708 (62 amino acids)
Source: RefSeq, a predicted model, not a curated record